Messenger RNA from Pelagomonas calceolata, 2070 nucleotides. The record is from the annotation of a GenBank genome assembly. NCBI's taxonomy places the organism in Eukaryota, Pelagophyceae, Pelagomonadales, Pelagomonadaceae.
GGAGGCGCUCUCAACGCCGCGCCAAAAGCCGCAGCACAGCCGCACCAGGAGCCAAGCACCGGCUGCCCGCGGGUGCCCGAAGCCCGCGCCGAGGCCCACGCCAAGCCCACGGACCGCCCGCGCGGGCAGCCAGCCACCAUGGGCGCCGCCGCCAAGGAGCGCCCGACGUCCGUGCGGGACCAGUACGAGAAGCUCCUCAAGGCGCCGAAGCCCGUCAUGCGCAUCGAUGGGAGGGUCCAGGCCUCGAACCGACUCUACAGCAAACACCGAAAGACGCUCGAGCAGACCGCGCAUCGCAAACCGGGCUCCGACAAGAAGGGCACGGACCACACGUGCGAUCUCCGCGUUUUGAGGUGUGGAGGCGCCUUCACUUUGUUGAUGUGACUCGUGUCCAUGAGACGAGGUCGUGGGUCGUUUCUUUUUCGACUUUGAGGCCAUUCUUGACAGAAAUGCUCCGCGCAGGCUCCCCUACUCGGCGACGCACGAACACCUGAGAUUUGGUUCCAAAACCUACGGGGCCAAGAAGAAGGCCGCCCACAACGAAAGACAAAGGGAGAUCCGGAGCGCGAACGUCGGGUUGAUAAAAAGGUUCGCUAGCAUUAUUUCGACGCCCACCGAAUUUGAAGUGGCGGCGGUGGAACACAAGAUCUCGAAUAGUAAGAACAUCAUCGGCGCGAAAAGAGAACAACGGCGCAUCAACGCGGCGAACGCGUACCACGCCGAACGGCUCCGGAAGCUCAACCCCUGCUACUCGUCGAAGCAGUGGGACAAGGAUCGCAUGGACCAGUUGGUGUUCCUGAAGCGGCACAUGAAGGACUUUUCGCUGCUCGACCAAAAGUCGAAGUGCGCUGCCUUGGAACCGGAGCCGUCGAUGUCGGAAAUAUCGAGGGCGAGGGACGCGUGGUGUAAACGAAGAGCCCGGACGACUCCGGAGAGAGAAGCGAAGGUCCGGUUAGCCGUGGAAAGAGCGAAGCAUCGGUUGGUGCAGAGGGAUCGCGAUUUAGCUGCAUUGGCCUCGGGCAAGACGCGACGACUGGCCAAGAUGAAGGCUAGACUGAAAGGAGAAACAGAAAGUGAAGACGAGUACGCCGACGACGACUUCGAGAUGCCCGCGGGUUUUGAUUUUGAGGGUCCCGCGGCGCGGCCCGGAACCACAAAACCGAAAAAACGCUUUCACGAAGGAAGGCCGGGCACGACGGUUGGUAGAGGACGAGGUACGGCCUCGGAGGUGAGGGGCGACGACGGCUUCCACCCCGACGAGAAUUAUGGGGACGAUGGUGCUGACUCAGCGUCUGUUUCCUUCAAUUUCUCAACUUGAACUUCGCGUCGAUGGCGUCAACGCGAUGCGAUGCCACCGUGACGCCGUCGAUGCGACCGCAUGGGCGUCUACGCGCCUCGUGAGUGAACGGAGACAGUUUCGUGACGGUGUCGUUCCCACACAGGAUUUGACGAAGACGAUUCAGACUACGAUCAACCAGGUGCGGAACCUAGAAGGGUGCGGACGCCCAAUACGAGACCCGUGACGCCGCUGCCCGAGCCGAUCAUCGACCGCGACUUCCUGGACCGCGACUACGACACGCCCUACACGGUCGGGCGGUUUCCCCUCAAAAAGAGCGAGCCCGUGCCCGUCAGUAAAGCGGGAGAGGCCCGCCAUUUAGUAAGGAGAGACGACCUGAAGGCUUGUGAUGCGAGUGGGAAGCCGAAUCUACCUUUAGAAGUGGAAGUCGAGACGCAGAGACGUGGCGACGAAUUUACCAUAACGUUCCUAGCCAAGGUUCGGGGCGGCGGCGGCGCGAAGACGACCCAUCAAGGACGGUUGCCCGUCUUGUGCACCAUGGACGACGCCAUGGCAUCGCAUUAUCUGGAAAGGUUGUGUGAACGCGUCGUCGCGCAAGCGUGCGUCGACUACAACAACGCGAAGUCCGAGGCGGAGUUGCGAGACGAAAGCGCGCUGGCUUCGGACUUAUCGAGAUAUGUGGCCUUCAAGGAGUCCUUCCACGCGCCUCCCUCAUUUACGUCGCCGAAUAAGUAUUCCUAGUACAGUGCAACAUACACACAUGGCGCCGCGAC